AUGGACAGAGGGUGCAAAAUUCACCUAUUUCUUUUUUUCCUUUUUUUCAAUCGUUCUGGGCAUCCAUUUAGGAAGGGGGCAUUGGCGUUUUGGAGAGCAAAAACUGUGUCCCAUUCCGAAAAAAGGGAGGACAAGCAAACAGUUGCCGUCAUGGGAGCAGGAGAAGAAGGCUGGAUCAAAGCAGGCAAAGUUGCUAGACAAACAACAGGAACAAAGGGGGAUGGGAGGGGGGAUCACAGAUACAAGGUUACUGCAUCGUAA
Molecule: messenger RNA, 261 nt
Organism: Colletotrichum paranaense
Lineage: Eukaryota; Fungi; Ascomycota; Sordariomycetes; Glomerellales; Glomerellaceae
Exons: 1
Coding region: 1-261 (86 amino acids)
Source: RefSeq, a predicted model, not a curated record